GGGGAGGCGCCGAGAGGAGCCGAAGCCAGAGCGGCCGGGAGCAAGCGCGGAGCCCAGUGGGGCCCGCACCUAGUGGCCCUGGCCGACCGGGACGCGGGGAACGAGCGCGGGACCGGGACUGUCUGGUACUUACCAUGAGCGCCAAGAAGAGAGGGAGCCCCGCGAGGACUCAUUCCAUGAUGUCCCUGUCGGUGCGGCCGCAGCGCCGCCUGCUCAGUACCCGAGUCAAUAGAAGUCAGUCCUUCGCAGGCGUCCUCGGCAGUCACGAGCGUGGGCCCAGGAACUUCCAGGUCUUAAACCCGCUGGGGCCUCCAAGAAAGCCCCCAGCGCUCUCCCGGGUGUCCAGGAUGUUUUCUGUGGCUCACCCAGCACCUAAGGUGCCGCAGCCAGAGCGGCUGGACCUGGUGUAUGCUGCCCUUAAGCAGGGCCUGACAGCCUACUUGGAAGUGCACCAGCAAGAGCAGGAGAAGCUCCAGGGGCAGAUAAAGGAGUCCAAGAGGAACUCCCGUCUGGGCUUCCUAUAUGAUUUGGACAAGCAAGUCAAGUCCAUUGAACGCUUCCUGAGACGACUGGAGUUCCAUGCCAGCAAGAUUGAUGAGCUCUAUGAAGCAUACUGUGUCCAGCGGCGUCUCCGGGAUGGCGCCUACAACAUGGUCCGCGCCUACAGCACUGGGUCCCCAGGGAGCCGAGAGGCCCGGGACAGCCUAGCUGAGGCCACCCGGGGACAUCGAGAGUAUACAGAGAGCAUGUGUGUGCUGGAGAGCGAGCUGGAGGCACAGCUGGGCGAGUUUCAUCUCCGGAUGAAAGGGCUGGCCGGCUUCGCCAGGCUGUGUGUGGGCGAUCAGUAUGAGAUCUGCAUGAAAUAUGGACGUCAGCGCUGGAAACUACGGGGCCGCAUUGAGGGUAGUGGAAAGCAGGUGUGGGACAGUGAAGAAACAGUCUUUCUUCCUCUGCUCACAGAAUUCCUGUCCAUUAAGGUGACAGAACUGAAGGGCCUGGCCAACCAUGUAAUUGUGGGCAGCGUCUCCUGUGAAACCAAGGAUCUGUUUGCUGCCCUGCCCCAGGUUGUGGCUGUGGACAUCAAUGACCUUGGCACCAUCAAACUCAGUCUAGAAGUCACAUGGAGCCCCUUUGAUAAGGAUGAUCAGCCCUCUGCUGCUUCUACUGUCAACAAAGCCUCCACUGUCACCAAGCGCUUCUCCACCUAUAGCCAGAGCCCACCAGACACACCCUCGCUUCGGGAGCAGGCCUUCUAUAAUAUGCUACGGAGGCAGGAGGAACUGGAGAAUGGGACAGCAUGGUCCCUGUCAUCUGAAUCUUCAGAUGACUCAUCUAGCCCACAGCUCUCAGGCACUGCUCGACACUCAUCAGUCCCCAGGCCCCUGAUGCAGCAGCCUGAGCCCCUGCCCAUCCAAGUUGCCUUCCGAAGGCCUGAAACCCUCAGCUCUGGGCCUGUGGAUGAGGUGGGGGCCAUGGCCCCAGUCCUAGCCAACGGACAUGCCCCCUACAGCCGGACUCUGAGCCACAUCAGUGAAGCCAGUGUAGAUGCUGCCUUAGCUGAGGCUUCAGUGGAGGCUGGGGAUUCAGAAAACCUAGCCCUAGGACCUAGCUCACCUGUACACCCAGAUCCCACUCAGGAGUGCCCCAGUUGUGUUCCUUCUGCCCCAGACACUAGCCAUUCUGCCACAAGCCCCACUUUCAGUACAACCAGCCCGGUGCCCAUAUCUAUAGACCCUGUCCCAUCUGCACCUCGAGACUCAGUGCAUAAGGCCACAGACUCUAGCCCUUCUAAGCUGCCAAGCCCUACCCACACCACUAUAAACUCCACCUGUAGUGCCAUAAGCCCUAUCAAUAGUGCUCCAAGCUUCACAUCCACUACUACCCACAAGCCAUUGCUCUCUACCCUCACCACUACUGACUCUAUCCCCAAUACUUCAGGCCCAGGUCAGACCAUGGCAGUGUGGACCCACACUACUCCAAGUCCCACCCAUACUACUACAAGUUCCACCCAUGCCACCACAAGCCCCACCCACACUACAAACCUCAUCCAUACCACUGCAGGGCCCACCCACAAAGCCAGGAUGUCAACUCACACCACUCCCAGUGCUAUGAGCCCAGCAGUCCAGACCACAAACUCCACAGUUACAACUGUAAACCCUUCCACUUCUGGGGAUAUUGCUAUACUUCCCACCCUUUCUGCAGAUGCCACCCUCCCAGGCACUAACCCCUUGCCCUGUAGCCACUCAGCCUCCACUCCCUGUAUUCAGGCAAACCCCACAGCCCCCAGCACUUACUUCCCAAGUCCUGUCUGUUCUGGUUGGAAACCCCUCACAAGCCCUGCCCCAGAUCCCCCAGAGCCCAUCCUUCAGAGCCUAAGUUCCCCACCGUCACCCCUAGCCCCUGUACCCCAGCAUUCAGAACUUAGCCUGGCCACAGCUACUCAAGUCCCAGUUCCAGGGGCAAUUGGAGGGACUGGGGACAGGAGACUGGAGGAGGCCCUCGGGGCCCUAAUGGCUGCUCUGGAUGACUAUCGUGGACAGUUCCCAGAGCUGCAGGGCCUGGAGCAGGAGGUGACCCGGUUGGAGAGUCUGCUUUUGCAGAGACAAGGCCUGACUCGCAGCCGGGCCUCUAGUCUCAGCAUCACUGUGGAGCAUGCCCUGGAGAGCUUCAGCUUCCUCAAUGAAGAUGAAGAUGAAGAUGAUGGUCCUGGGGACAGGCCCCCAAGCAACCACCUGGAGGCUGGGGCUGAGGACAGCUCAGACUCACCCAGUGCUGGUCCCCUCAGCACGGGGUGUCCAACUCUGGACGCUGCCUUGGUCCAGCACCUGCACCACUGCAGUCGCCUCCUACUGAAAUUGGGCACAUUUGGGCCCCUGCGCUGCCAGGAGGCGUGGGCCCUGGAGCGGUUGCUGCGGGAAGCCCGAGUGCUCGAGGCAGUAUGCGAGCUUAGCAGGCUAUGGGAGAUCCCUGCCACCUCUGCCCAAGAUGUGGUGCAGUUCUCAGCCUCUCGGCCCGGCUUCCUGGCCUUCUGGGACCAGUGCACAGAGGGACUCAGCCCCUUCAUCUGCCCUGUGGAGCGGGUGCUUCUCACCUUCUGCAACCAGUUUGGUGCCCGUCUCUCCUUGCGCCAGCCAGGCUUAGCCGAGGCUGUGUGUGUGAAGUUCCUGGAGGAUGCUCUGGGGCAGAAACUGCCCAGGAGGCCCCAACCAAGCCCUGGGGAGCAGCUCACCAUCUUCCAGUUCUGGAGUUACGUUGAAGCCUUGGGCAGCCCUUCCAUGGAGACCUAUGUGACUGAGACUGCUGAGGAGGUGUUAUUGGUGCGGAAUCUAAACUCCGAUGACCAGGCUAUUGUGCUGAAGGCCCUGAGAUUGGCACCAGAGGGGCGGCUGCAAAGGGAUGGGCUUCGGGCCCUGAGCUCCCUGCUUGUCCAUGGCAACAACAAGGUCAUGGCUGCUGUCAGUACCCAGCUCCGGAGCCUGUCACUGGGCCCUGCUUUCCGGGAAAGGGCCCUCCUGUGCUUCCUGGACCAGCUUGAGGAUGAAGAUGUGCAGAUUCGAGUGGCUGGAUGCCUUGCCCUGGGCUGCAUCAAGGCUCCUGAGGGCAUUGAGCCCCUGGUGUACCUGUGCCAAACAGAUACAGAAACUGUGAGGGAAGCUGCCCGGCAAAGCCUGCAGCAGUGUGGGGAAGAAGGACAGUCUGCUCAUCGACGGCUGGAGGAGUCAUUGGAUGCCCUGCCCCGAAUUUUUGGGCCCAGCAGUAUGGCCAGCACAGCAUUCUAAACUCUCCAUAUACAUGCUCCUAGUGCCCCUUCCCCCUCACUUUCAGGGCUCACCAGGCACUGGCAGGGUGGGUGAGGGCUGGCUACAGAAACCCCUCCUUCCCCACAAAUUCCCUUCAAUGAAAAUCUAAUAUAUUCUUCUGUUACCCUUGGGGUUGGUAGAGUCAGUGCCUGCAGUCAAGUGCCUCCCAGCCUCGGCUCAGCACAUCCCUUGCCACAGAGUGUCCAGAUCCUGGUCACCCUGCCUCUGCCUCACCAUAUCCCUUGGUUUUUGUAUUUUAUUUACAGAGUUUUACAGAAAAAUAAAAAUUA
This is a messenger RNA of Sciurus carolinensis (gray squirrel), 4090 nucleotides long. It is a transcript of the gene Ripor1, whose product is annotated as RHO family interacting cell polarization regulator 1. Lineage: Eukaryota; Metazoa; Chordata; Mammalia; Rodentia; Sciuridae. The record is from RefSeq and is a predicted model, not a curated record. The coding region runs from base 135 to 3779 and encodes 1214 amino acids. The transcript is spliced from 22 exons.